AAACAGAAAGAAAACACCAAAUCAGCAUUUUUUUUUUCCCAUGUUAUUGUCAUACCAAAAAAUGUGAACAAGUGUACUAGGAUUUCACAUAUCCACACUUUCAGCAUCCUAUUCUAAUUCCUCACCCUGUUUUUUAGAAGCUUAAACCAUUUUCAUGGCAAAGAUAACCACAUAAAUCUUGUUAUUAUUCUCAAAUGUUUCUCAUUUUACUUCCAACACAAAAAUUUAGUGAUAUGGGAAAUAAUUUCUGGGUCAUAUUUUGUGGGAAUUCAUCCUACCCAUAUGAAGAAAUUGGUGCAAUUUUCUCAGCAAUAAUAAAUUCAAAUUCAUGUAUGAAUCACAUCUUAGUAAUCUUCAUAGAUAUACUGCUCAUUUUUACAUCUUUACUUAUCAUUAUAUCCACUUCUAAAAGUCCCAGAAUCAACUAUAUUGUUUCUGCACUCAGAUUUUGUUCUGCUGUUGCUUAUACUGCUCUGAGUUUAGCAUACUUGGUUUUGGGAAUAUGGGUUUUUGAGGAUAAAAUAAGGAGUGAAAAUACUGUUUUACCCUUGCAUGGUUGGCUGAUUAUGCUCUUUCAAGGGUUUACAUGGCUGUUUUUGGGUCUGAUUCUAAGCUUCAAAAGGUCAUUUACUCCUCACUUUACUAUGAUGAAGUCAUGUGCCAUUGUUUCUAGCUUAUAUGCUGGAUUUAUGUUUAUUAUAUCUGUAUAUGAACUGAUUGUUUUCAGGAGAAUGAAAUCUGUUAAGGUUAUAUUUGAUGUUCUGUUGCUUCCUGGAGCAGUUUUGCUUCUUUUGUGUGUUUUCAGAGAAAAUAUAGAUGAACUAGAAUCAGAAUCAAAAUUUUCUUUCCACGAGUCUUAUAUACCUUUGCAUGAUAAUGAAGAUGUUCAUAUCACUGAUGAAAAUGAAAACAUAACCCCAUUUUCGAAAGCCGGGUUUUUUAGUAGAAUGUCAUUUUGGUGGCUGAAUCAAUUGAUGAAGAAGGGUAAGGAGAAGAUUCUUGAAGAUGAAGAUAUCCCAAAGUUAAGAUCUUCUGAUCAGGCAGAAAUAUGUUACCAGGAUUUUAUGGAGAAAUUUAGUGUAAGGAAAGAGAGAGGAUUAAAUUCCUUUGUUCCUACCUUAUUUUAUUGGCAAUGGAAAGAAAUCAUGACUUCUGGGGCCUUUGCAUUGGUUAAGGUACUCACACUCUCAACUGGGCCUCUUUUUCUUAAAGCAUUCAUUGACAUAGCUGAAGGGAAAAAAGCCUUCAACUUCAAGUAUGAAAGUUAUGCAAUGACUUUUCUGCUCUUCCUUACAAAAAGCUUAGAAUCAUUGUCAGAGAGGCAAUGGUGCUUUAGGACUAGAUUGAUCGGACUUAAGAUAAGAUCGAUGUUAUCUGCAGCUGUUUAUGCGAAGCAAUUCAGACUCUCAAAUGAUGCUAAAACUAGUCACACACCCGGUGAGAUAAUCAACUAUGUCACAGUUGAUGCUUACAGAAUAGGUGAAUUUCCUUUCUGGUUCCAUCAAAUAUGGGCUGUGGUUCUUCAAAUGUGCAUUGCUUUAGUGAUUAUUUACUAUUGUGUUGGCAUCGCAACAAUUGCAGCAUUAGUGAUAGUUGGGAUAGCAGUACUUGGAAACUCUCCGCUAGGAAAAUUGCAGCAUAAAUAUCAAACAAAGCUCAUGUUAGAACAGGAUAAAAGACUAGGAGCCAUAACUGAAGCUUUGAUGACUAUGAAGGUGCUAAAAGUAUAUGCUUGGGAAAAUCAUUUUAAAAAAGUCAAUGAACAUAUGAGAGAAAUAGAAUUCAGGUGGCUAUCCGCUGUGAUUUUGCAGAAAGGGUAUUAUAUGAUUCUUUUUUGGUCAUUUCCAAUAUUGAUGUCUAUUACUACCUUUGGAGCAUGCUGUUUCUUUGGCAUUCCUUUGGAUGCUGGUAAUGUUUUUACAUUUCUAGCUACUUUGAGAAUAGUUCAGGAGCCUGUGAGAUUGAUCCCGGAUGUCGCUGGAGCAUAUAUACAAGCACGUGUAUCAUUAGAUAGAAUAGUAAGGUUCCUUAAUGCAAACGAGAUGCAGAAUCAACAUAUCCAGGAAAAGAAGGAAGGGAAGGAACUAGAGAAGUGUAUAGAUAUCAGAAGCACGGCGAUCUCAUGGGAUUACUCUCUCAAACCGACCCUGAUUAAUGUGAAUUUACUUAUUAAACCCGGAGAGAACGUAGCCAUUUGUGGUGCGGUUGGAGCUGGUAAAUCCACACUUUUGGCAGCCAUUCUGGGAGAAGUUCCGAACAUCAAUGGCAAUGUGCAGGUUUACGGAAAGCUUGCGUAUGUCUCUCAGACGUCAUGGAUUCAAACUGGAACUAUCCAAGAUAAUAUUCUGUUUGGUUCUUCCAUGGAUCAUGAGAAGUAUCAGGACACACUUGAAAGGUGCUCAUUGGUAAAAGAUAUUGACAUGCUUCCAUUUGGUGAUCACACUGUCAUUGGGGAAAGAGGAGUCAACCUCAGUGGUGGACAGAAGCAGCGAGUUCAGCUAGCACGCGCCUUAUAUCAGGAUGCUGAUCUAUACCUCUUGGAUGACCCAUUUAGUGCUGUUGAUGCUCACACCGCAACUAGUCUAUUCAAUCAAUAUGUGAUGGAAGCUCUGACAGGAAAGACUGUCCUGCUAGUCACUCAUCAAGUUGACUUCCUCCCUACCUUUGAUUGUGUCUUGUUGAUGGUCGAAGGUCAGAUUAUAAAGUCGGGAACUUAUGACCAGUUGAUGACAUCAAGCCUUGAAUUUCAGAAUCUUGUCAAUGCUCAUACCACUGCGAUUCAGUCUGGAAAAUGCAAAGAGAAAAUAUCUUCACUAAAUAAAUGUCCCGCCAAAAGUGACAAAACAGAGUUUUUCAACAAGGAGAAAGAACAUUUAUUUUUAGGUGAUCAAUUGAUUCAGAAAGAAGAAAGAGAAAUAGGAGACAGUGGUUUUAAGCCUUAUAUCCAAUACUUAAGUCAUGGACGAGGUUUCUUAUACUCAUCCUUGGCAGUCUCAGCCCAUAUCUUAUUCCUACUCGGGCAAUCUAUACAAAGUUAUUGGCUAGCUACUAAUGUUCAGUUUUCUGGUGUUAGUGAACUGAGGUUGGUCACAGUGUACUCAGUUAUAGGAUGCAGCGUGGCGCUCUUCUUGUUCUUAAGAUCGUUUUCUAUAGUAUCCCUUAGCCUUAGUGCCUCACGAUCAAUAUUUUCUACAUUACUGAACUCCCUCUUUCGUGCACCUAUGUCCUUCUUUGAUGCCACUCCUCUGGGAAGGAUACUCAGUCGGGUGUCUUCAGAUCUAAGUAUCAUGGACCUUGAUGUAGCCAUGAUGAUAAGCAUGGCCCUCGCUUCUACACUAACUGCCUUCUUCAGCUUUGGGAUCCUGGCUAUCGUGACAUGGCAAGUCUUGCUGGUCAUUGUGCCUAUGGUUUAUCUGACUAUAGUCUUACAGCAAUACUAUUUUGUAUCAGCAAAGGAGUUGAUGCGAAUUAAUGGAACUACAAAGUCCACAGUGGCAAGCAAUCUUGCUGAGGCAAUUUCAGGAGCCACCACCAUUCGAGCUUUUGGCAAGGAAGACCAGUACUUCUCAAAGGCAGUGGCGCUUAUAGACAAGAGUGCCAGCCCAUUUUUUCAUAGUUUUUCUUCAAAUGAAUGGUUGAUCCAACGCUUAGAGAUGCUAUGUGCAGUUAUCCUCUCAUGCUCGGCCCUUGCCCUGACUUUGCUUCCAUUCAGUGAAGCCAACUCUGGAUUUGUUGGGAUGGCACUUUCCUAUGGCCUCUCCUUGAAUAUCUAUCUUGUCAGUUCUGUCCAAAACCAGUGCAUGCUAGCCAACAUGAUAGUUUCAGCCGAAAGGCUGGAGCAGUACAUGCACAUUCCUGAAGAAGCCUGUGAAAUUAUCCAAGAAAACAGACCUCCACCUAAUUGGCCGGAUGCAGGGAGAAUCGAGAUCAAUGAUUUAAAGGUCAAAUAUAGACCAAAUGGUCCAUUGGUUCUUCAAGGGAUCAGUUGCAUCUUUGAAGGUGGAAGCAAGAUUGGCAUUGUGGGGAGGACCGGAAGUGGGAAAACAACCCUUAUUAGCACUUUAUUCCGCUUGGUGGAGCCUUCAGAAGGAAAAAUCAUCAUAGAUGGCAUAGACAUUUGCAGUAUUGGGCUACAUGAUCUUAGGUCACACCUUAGCAUCAUACCUCAAGAACCCACGCUUUUUAGUGGUUCAGUUCGUCAUAAUCUAGACCCCUUGUCACAGCAUACAGAUCAGGAGAUCUGGCAGGUUCUGCGGAAAAGCGAGCUCCGAGAUGUUGUUAAUGAGAAAGAAGGUGGCCUAGACUCCUUAGUUUUACAAGAUGGCUUAAAUUGGAGCAUGGGACAGCGACAAUUAUUUUGUUUAGGACGAGCAUUACUGAAGAAGAGGAAGAUACUAGUUUUAGAUGAAGCUACAGCAUCCAUUGAUAACACCACAGAUGCAAUCCUCCAGAAAACCAUAAGAACAGAAUUUGCAGACUGUACAGUUGUAACAGUGGCACACAGGAUACCAACUGUCAUGGAUUGCACAAGAGUUCUGGCUGUUAGUGACGGGAAAGUGGCAGAGUUUGAUGAGCCAGCGAAUCUCAUGAAGAAGGAAUCAUUGUUUGGGAAACUGGUUAAGGAGUAUUGGUCAUAUGAUGAAAAUUCAAAUGUGUAUAAUGAUCAGCUCUUAUGAAACCCAUACAGCACAAGUAAACUACUUCCUCCGUUUCAUAAUACUCGCUAUUCCUCCGUUUCAUAAUACUCGCUAUACACUUUCCAUUGUGGGAAGUUUCACAUUACUUGCUACACUUUCUUUUUGGGUAAUAAACUCUCUUUAUCUUUCUCCUCUCACAUGGAUCCCUUUUCUUUUUACUCUCUACCUCUUUCUUCUCCAAAAAUUGUCUAAGAGUCCGUGAAUUGAGAAGCGUAGCGACUAGCGAGUAAUACAAAACGGAGGAAGUAGUUACACAGUAGUCAGUAGGUGUACAAAAAAUUUCCUAUAAAAGCAAUUUAAUGAAAUAAAGAGAGAAACAAUAAGCCUCAAGACAACAUUUCUCUCAAGAUUAGCAAGAAAGGGUUUAAUGAGGUACUAUCAUA
Beta vulgaris subsp. vulgaris (sugar beet) is the source of this 5080-nucleotide messenger RNA. RefSeq names its product ABC transporter C family member 10. Gene Ontology annotation, cellular component: vacuolar membrane; plant-type vacuole. The transcript has 11 exons. The coding region runs from base 195 to 4676 and encodes 1493 amino acids. The record is from RefSeq and is a predicted model, not a curated record. Lineage: Eukaryota; Viridiplantae; Streptophyta; Magnoliopsida; Caryophyllales; Amaranthaceae. Gene Ontology annotation, biological process: transmembrane transport. Gene Ontology annotation, molecular function: ATP hydrolysis activity; ATP binding; ABC-type transporter activity.